Messenger RNA from Ochlerotatus camptorhynchus, 2317 nucleotides. RefSeq names its product coiled-coil domain-containing protein 170. Bases 57 to 2303 code for a protein of 748 amino acids. The transcript has 10 exons. Lineage: Eukaryota; Metazoa; Arthropoda; Insecta; Diptera; Culicidae. The record is from RefSeq and is a predicted model, not a curated record.
UACAUGCGGAAUCCAUCGCUGCUGCCGGUGAAGUCAUCGAAUCACCUCAUAAGAUUAUGCCAAAGCAUCAUCAUUCUCCAGUGCAUCAUCAUCAUCAUCCCGAUCCAGCAUGCAACGACCAUCUGGCGCACUCGAUCGACCUGGCUACGACUCUGCGCAGCGAGCUGGCCGCGUCCACCUACAAACGAGACCGCCUGAUGGCAGAGCUAUCCGACGCCAAAAGUACCCUAUGUGCAAAGGAAAACGAGUGUGAAGCCUUGCGAGCUCAAAGUGCUCGCCAAACGUCCCUCAUUAGCUCGCUUCAGCAACGGCUGUCAGCUUCCGAAUCCCGUGAGAAAACCCUCCACUCGAGGAGUGAAAGUGUUGUCGGCACUCUGAAUCGUGACAAGAAACAUCUGGAGGAUAAGCUGAAGGAGCUAUGCGCCAAGACGAGAAGGUUGGAGUGCGACCUGUCCAAGGAAGAAGGACACCGGGAUCAGGCAAGAGCUCACUUGCAAGAUUUGGUAAGGAGGUUGUGUCUCUGCCUGGGGAUCGACGUAUGCGAUGGUACCCAUCUCACACCGGAAUGCGUCCUGAACAAAGCCGGGGAAACGGUGGCCGAGUUGCAGAGGUUGCGGUCGAAGCUGGCAGGAACAUGUGAGCAUCUGAAUUCCACCGAAGCGGAACUCAUCACAAGCAAGACGGCUGCUUCGGCCGAUAAGACCCGGCUGCAGACGCAGAUCGAAGGGCUCCAGUCGCUGGCGCAGGGUUUGGAAACACGGUGCCGGCAAGCGGAAAGGGAUCUGCAGGUGACUCGCGAUCGGCUAGCGGAAAGUGAAGUCAAUGGGGAUAAGCUAAGAGAGGAACUCAGAGGUUUCGAGUCUCGGUGUUGUCGGCUUCAGAACAGCUGCGAUCGAUUGCAAACCGAGCGGUUACAGUUUUUACGAACGUUGGCGACGAUCAUCGGGAUUAAUGAACCUUGUGAGAAUAAUAUCCGGGAUAAGGUCCGGGAGAUUACGAACCACAACCAGUCGCUGCAUGAUCAAGCAGCACAACUCAAAGAAUCACUGCACCAGGAAGCAUCCCGCCAUCGAGAACAUCAGGAAAACACUACCUGCCGGUUGAAAAACGAAGAACAACACCGGAUGAGCGUCGAAGAGCGAUUGGAGAAGGCCUGUCAUGAGUUGCAGCAUCUUCGAGCGGAGCACACAACUCUCAGCGAGUACCUGGUCCGACUUGCCCGAGCUUUGUGUUGGAGUGAGUGUUCGGAACCCCCUGCCCCCGGCAGCGAUACCACCAUCCUGGGGGAAACACUGCUGGAGAGAGCCGAACGGCUAGCUACCCAUCAUGACCACCACGUGCAUGGAAUCUGUGAUAAGAACUGCUGGGAACUGGCCAAUCAUCACUCGCACUCCCACUCCCAUCACCACAGCCAUUUGCCAAAGUUGAGACGAGAACGUUCCUGCACCGAUCUGCCAAUGAAAGAAAGUACCGCACAGUACAAUUUGCAACGGAGGGUUCGCGUCCUCAGGGAACAGGUGCAACGGCGGGAUCUGCAUUUGGAGCUCCUCAGGCGCAAGAUUGCACUGCUCGAGGAUAAUGCUAGGGGGAAAACGAUGUUGCAAACGGAACGUGACGAAGCUGUUCACAGGGCGCGGAAGAAUUCGAAAAAUGCCGAAAGAACUGCUCAACAGCUGUGUGAAGUAAAGGCUCAGUUGUCGGAGGUGAAGACACAGCUGAACGAGGCUUCGGACUACAAAAUAACAGCCUUGGAACGGGCCCGGAAGUGUGACGAGCUGCAGGCACGUCUCUGUGAGCUGGAAAAUGAAAGGGAAAGAUUGGUUGGCCAAUUGGCAGCCUAUAAAUCCCGAGCACGAUCAGCGGUCGAAAGUUCCCAUGAGCGAAGGGUGCGUGACGAACAUGCUAUCACGCAUCUCCGCGAGGAGAUGUCUCGAAUAAAGUCACAACUAGCGGACACAAAUCACCGCCUGUCGCAGCUACAAGCGUUCCGGACUUCCGUGGCAAAAAUGCUGCAUCUGCGUGACAGUCCCGAUUCCGAGUUGCUGCACAAGCUGCAGAACAUGUGCAGUGCCCAUCAUCAAUGCACAUGCUUGGGUAGCAGACACUACGGUUCGACGUCACCGCUAGGGACGGCCGGCAGUGACCAUCAUUGUUCCCGGUACGAUGACAUUCAACCGGGGCCGUCUUCCAGCUGCAGGCCAUUAAGUUCCAGCCCGGUUCACACCCGGAGGUACAUCGAUUCGGGAUUCAAUGACCAUGAUCAUAAUUUCGACGACGACUUUGAUUUCGGGAAGAAAUAUUAAACUCAAUUUAAACU